UAUGAUAAAAAUCUUCAGUUCCAUUGUGGGCUUCGAGCGAGUCGGUUGUGAAAAUCAGAAGAUUACUCUUAUCAAUUUUGUACGCGGGUAUGAUUUAGACCGAGUGCAACAAAGAACUAUUACUGUUAGCCAAAAAAAAAAUUGGCAUUGAUUGUAGUUAUUACGUGAUAAUGGCUGGUCCAUUUUUAUCCCCGCUACCUGGUGAUUUAUUAACAGAAUAUAUGUUUGGACGACGCCGUCAGCGACGCAAUAGGACUACAUUCACACCUCAGCAGCUACAGGAGCUGGAAGCCCUGUUUCAGAAAACUCACUAUCCCGAUGUAUUUCUUCGAGAAGAAGUUGCCCUAAGAAUCAGUCUUAGUGAGGCGCGAGUUCAGGUAUGGUUUCAAAAUCGUCGCGCGAAAUGGAGAAAGCAAGCCAGAUUGCAACUAUUGCAGGACGCAUGGCGAAUGCGCUGUUUAGGCAUAAGCUCUACGCAGUUAGUAACUGAUCCCCAAAAUUCCUCUGCUUCAAAUAACAAUAAUGCAACUAGUAAAAAAAACGACGAAAAUGAAUCCACUUCUAAGGAAUCUGAAUUUACGUUAAUGCAUCCAGCAUUCCAAGGGCCCAGUAAUUACACAAAUGACAAUUCUGUUGAAGAUGUAAAAAGAGCUACUUCAGCUCACUCGUUAUUUCAAGCAAACCGAAACCAUUCGAAUAGUGCUAAUAUUAACAACCGUGCUUUGUAUCAUCCGAUACAUGUUUCCUCUCGUAUGUCGUCAAAUUCAGAGGAUUCAAAUGGCAGUGAUUUGACUGACGGAUCAGAAGAAAUUGACUUGACUACAAACAGCGGAUGCAUUGAUUACUCAAACAACAGUUCUAUGAAAAAUUGAAUUGAAUCAAGUGAUUUUGUAAAUAAUAAAUACAAAUGAGUUGAAACAA
Molecule: messenger RNA, 921 nt
Organism: Wyeomyia smithii (pitcher-plant mosquito)
Lineage: Eukaryota; Metazoa; Arthropoda; Insecta; Diptera; Culicidae
Product: dorsal root ganglia homeobox protein-like
Exons: 3
Coding region: 171-872 (233 amino acids)
Biological process (GO): regulation of transcription by RNA polymerase II
Molecular function (GO): RNA polymerase II transcription regulatory region sequence-specific DNA binding; DNA-binding transcription factor activity, RNA polymerase II-specific
Source: RefSeq, a predicted model, not a curated record